Messenger RNA from Trichomonas vaginalis G3, 1251 nucleotides. Its product is annotated as RNA binding. The coding region runs from base 1 to 1251 and encodes 416 amino acids. The transcript has a single exon. The record is from RefSeq and is a predicted model, not a curated record. Gene Ontology annotation, molecular function: RNA binding. Lineage: Eukaryota; Parabasalia; Trichomonadida; Trichomonadidae.
AUGGGCGAUCGAAGUCGAAGAGGUCGAGAUUCACGCAGUGGCCCAGAUUAUAGCGAUUAUGAAGAAGAACGCGAGGAAAAUAAUAAAAUUCCAUUUCAUACCGUUUUCUUCUACAAUGUUCCAUAUUCUGUCAAAAGGAGCCAGCUGAAUCCAUUUUUUGAUAAAUUUGGUGAAGUCAAAGGCGUGUUUGAAGCUCGUGAUAAGUCCUAUUAUUUUGUUACUUAUUAUAAUCUCAAAUCUGCAAUAAAAGCUGUUGAAGGACAACCAUAUAAUGAGUUUGGCGAUCGAGCGAUUAGAGCUAAUUAUGCGUACAGAGCCCAGAAUCAAAAGAAAGAGAAAUGCGCCACAGUUUUAGUCAGUGUUUCUUCUGGCGAACUUAAUGACUCUGAAGUCCAUGAAUCGUUUGUACAAUUUGGCGAGAUCCGCAUUAUUCGUCGUGAUUCUCCAAAAUCUUUUGUUGUGAAGUAUUAUGAUCUCAGAGAUGCACAAAAAGCUGUUGAUGCUUCUGGAAAAGUUAAGAUCGGUGAUAAAGAGUGUAAGAUUGAAUUUAAAUAUGGCGAAGAUGAUGGAUUAGAGCAGGAGGACCGAAAAGAUAAAGACAAAGAUCGAAGAGAUCGAGAUAGAGACAGGGGAAGAGAUCGAGAUCGUCACAGAGAUCGCGAUCGAGACCGUGAUAGAGAAAGAGAUCGAGAUCGUGAUCGCGAUAGAGAUAGACAUAGAAGAGAUAGAGAUAGGGAUCGUGAUAGAGAUCGCGACCGCGAUAGGGAUAGAGAUAGAGAUCGUGAUAGACAUGAUAGAAAAGGUAAAGAUCGAGUUCGUGACUCUGAUGGAGACGAUAGGAAGUCACCAUCACCAAAUCCACAGAAUGCUCCUUUCCCUCCUCAAUAUUACGGUUAUCCUCCAGGUUUUCCGCCAAAUCCAAUGAUGAUGCCUUACAAUUUCCCGCCAGGACAAGGCCAACCACCUUACAAUUCUAUGCCUUCUGCCGCAGGUCCUGGUUAUCCGCAGCCGCCGUUUGGACAACCUCCAUAUAACUAUAAUUCGUUCGCACCUGGAAUGCCUCCAGGCGCACCUUUUGUGCCACCGGGAUUUGGAAUGCCACCACCACCUGCAAUGCCGCCAGCUUCGUAUCCACCGGCAAAUAAUCCAUCGCCACCACCGAAAUCUGAGAAACCUCCCGAAAAAGAACCACCAAAAUUUGAUACAAAAUCAAGUCUGACCGCUCUGCAGAAACUUUUGGGAUCUAAUUGA